AUGAGUUUAAACAAGAAAGAAUUAGAAUAUAAUCAACAUCAUUAUGCAAUUCUUGCAUAUAAACAUUACAGGGCUGCAGCAAGAGAACUCAAAGCCAUAGCUGAUGAAAAGAAAAGUGUUGAAUUGGAAAUAUGUAUGGCACGUUCUCUAUACCAAGCCGGAGAUUGUUGCAGAUUAGAAGCUCAAAUUUACGCCAUCAUUGGUAUUUUUUUGUUAGUAACAAGCGAUAAAACUUGUUUCACUCAAGAAAAAUUCGAGAAAAUAGAAAAUCUUCGACAAGAAAUCUGUUGUAUACGAACUGUAUUGUCUGCAGCUUCGCUCAAUAUUUCAGCAAAUAAAUCCAUGUUACAUCAAGCUGUGAUGGAUUAUAGAAAAGGUUCUAUUACAGUACAACAAUUUCAAAAUGCUCUUUUAUCAGAAUUACGAUUUAUUAUAUUCAAUGAAUAUUCACAUUCAGACAUAUCAGAAAUAGAAGCAAGCACCAGAGUGACUAAUAUUUCUAGCAGUUUUGGCAUUGGUAUUUCGUAUCUAGUUGGCGACGUUUUAUUGAAGCAUGAAUUUCAUCACGAAAAUCAAACGAAUACAGAAAAGUCAAAAAUUCGAGAACGUAUAAACAAAAUUAUGAAAGAUGCAUUAGAUCAUUACAUUAAAGGACAAUACGUGGCCUUUCUUCAUUCCUUAACAGUUUUCUAUGCCGAAACGAAAAUAUUAAUUGGAAUUAAAGAGUAUCGAUCGGAUGAUAAUCAUAAGAUUUCGCUUGACAUUCAACCGAGGCAAAUUAUUAAAGAACUUUUAUACUAUGAAUUUUCAUCUGAAGGUAUUGCCAAUUUUUUAGUAUUGAUUGGUGAAGUGUUACUAAGUGCACCUCAAUUAAAACCUAAAAAUAAUUUAACAACCAAUAUAUGCUUAGAAUUACCAAAAUAUUCUGAUUUUAUACAUUUUGCAACAUUAGUAUUUGAUGAAAUCUUGAAAAAUACACAAUUGAUAGAAGCAGCAAACAAUUUUGACAGUAAAAUUACAUCGACAACCUUAUGUGUAAAACCAGAUCAAUGUGGACAAGUUGAGAAAAGCUUAUUGAACAAUGCUUUUUCCGUAUCCAACACAUACACAGUAGAGAAAUCAAUAAUUUCUGCUGUUGUUCGUCUGAAAGAAGUGAAAUUAGUUGCCAAAAUUAAUUAUGCCAUUGCAAAAUUAAUAUCUGGAGGCAUCGAAAAUCUACAAGAGAGUGCUAAUAUGAUAAAAGGUAUCAAAGAAGAAUUAGCAAAAGACCUAAUAGAAGAAAAAAUGUAUGUUAUAUCCGGAAUUCGUCUUCAAGCAUUAAUAGACAUUUUGGCUGCAUUCGGCUUCAAUAAUGACACAUUGUCGAUUAAUAAUGAAGUCAUUUUUUUUAAGCAGAUAAUUCCUCAACUUGAAUCUAAUAAUUAUAUAAAAAUCAUCGACAAAGUUUUAACUGACGAUGGGAAAGUUUCACAUUGUGAACCAGCCAUAUUAUUUGAUGAUGAUAAUGAUGACAUCGACGAAUUCGCACUUUUGGAUCAAGUUUUAGAUGGAAUGUUACGAUUGGAUAAAACAAAAUUCGUUAGAGAUGUCCGUAAUAACUAUUAUAAAAAUGUUGAACCACUGAAAUCUUUCAUAACAGAAAUAAUAAGACGAGAACAUCUUGCUGACAUCAAAGCAUGGAAAACAUCGUUCUUGAAAGAAAAAUAUUCAUUAACUUUUCAAUAUUUACCAAUUUUAUCUGUAAUGUAUAAUUUAAUAUUUAUAGCGUGCAUUAUCGAAUUUCACCGUGAACAUAAACUUAUAUUUGUUCCUGAUAAGAAAGUAUUAGAUUUUUCUAAUGGAGCGGCAAAAACUUCUAUUUAUGUUCUAACAGAUACAAAGAGCGAUCGAAACAAUAUCAGAACAAUAAAUGGUAUAUUUGUGGCUUCGAAAGUUUCGUUGAAUUAUAUUUACAAUCAGUUAGAACUUGCGAAUGAUCCAAAAAUCAAAGUUGAUUUACUAAAUCAAAUUGCGGAUUAUUAUCGACACGAAGCUGAAAAAAUUGAUAAAAAUCAUCAUUUAGAAUCAUUAAAAAUAUGGAUUCGAACACUGAAAUUUUAUAAUGAUGCAUUGGCAAUCAAUAGAAAUCAUCUACCGGCAAUGCUAGGCCAUGUUACUUGCCUAAUAAAGUUAAGUAAAUAUACACUAGCUGAGAAAUUCUUGAUAGAAAAUACUGAAAGAAAAGCAUAUUUUCGUGAUUCACCAGAAAGAUGGUUUCUACUAGGUGUUUUAAAACGUAAAUUACAAAAUUAUGAUGAAGCUAAAAAUGCCAUGGAAAAUGCACUCAAAUUAAAAACGAAUUAUAUUGAAGCAAAACAUGAAUUAGAUUUGAUAUUGAGAUUAAAAAAAGAAACAGUUGCAAAACGAAUGCAAAUUUACAAAAAUAUGACAUUAAUUCAUGCUGAACCCAGAUCUUCACAAUACAAUAUUCUUUCUAUAGAUGGUGGUGGUAUAAGAGGUUUAAUACCGGCCAUGUGGAUGAGUGAAUUGGAACGAAGAACAGGAAUGAAUAGCAGCUCAAUGUUUCACAUGAUGGCUGGAACAUCAACAGGAGCGAUCGUAGCUGCUAGUCUAUCAUUACCAACUAGAUUUGGUACCAGACAACCUCGUUAUAAAGCUGCAAAUAUUGUUGAAUUGUAUACAUGUCAUUCGGAGAAGGUCUUUACUCGUGCAUCAAAACUUCCAAGUCUUUUUGGAUUUUGGCCUAUAUAUCGUGCUGAAGAAAAAAAGGCGCUAUUUGAUGAAUAUUUUGGAAAUACUCGUUUAUCUCAAGCACUUACUGAACUUAUUAUAACAACUGUUAACUCGGGUAGUAGUACUACAGAAUUAUUUCGACGAAGUGAAAGUUUAAUUGAUCCUGGCAAAGAUUACACCUUUACUGAUAUGCUUAUGUGUACUACAGCAGCGCCUACCUAUUUCCCACCUUACAAUCUAAACAAUUCUAUUUUUGUUGAUGGUGGAGUUCAAGCAAAUAAUCCAACCAUGAUUGCAUAUUCAACAUGCCCAAAAAAUAUAGAUCGUAAUGAUAUUUUUGUUCUAUCUUUAGGUACUGGCGAUUAUGUACCCGAUCCAUUGAAUCCAAAUGCUGAGCGAAAUCUUUUAUUUUGGACAAUUAAUAACAGUAAUGUUUUAAAAGUUAUUUUCGAUGGACCACAAAAUAAUAUUGAUUAUCAAUUGAGUAAUAUGUUAGAUAGUGACAAAUAUCACCGAUGGCAAAUCUGGCUUGAAAAUCCUAUCAUACUUGAUGAUCUGGAUUAUAUUGAUGUUCUAUAUUCAUUGUUAGAUGUUGAUAAUCAAAAACUUGAUAUUAUAGUACAAGCUAAUACAUUUACUAAUACUCUCAAUUUUGUAUUAAAGACAUUAAACAAUGAUAUUUUCUCGCUUGAUAAUUCAAUAAUUGAUCGAUUUUGCACGAAUAUUUUGCCAAGAAUUCAUCAAAAUGUUAAAUCUCUUAUUCUUGAUUCACAAUCUAUGGAACGUAUUCUUCUUGCAGCUGAUUAUCCUAAUUUAACUGAGCUUAAGCUAUUUAAUUUUAACGAUAAAAUUCUUUCACAUUAUUUUACAGUUGAAACACCAUUACGACAUAUUUUUCAACAACAAAUUACAGAUCUUAUUCUUGUAUUCGAAAAAGAUUUUAAUGAAAUAUCAAUAAAAAAUUAUACAACAGAUAUAUCAUUUCCUAAUUUUUUUCCACCUUUGAUACUUCAUAAUUUACCUUCAACAACAUUCUUCUCUUCAACUCUUAACAAAUUAUCUAUUCAUGUGAUGAGUUUUGAUGAUUGUCUUGCUUUACUUGAUGGUCGUUUUAAACAAUUAAUGACCUUAAUUGUUCUUAUUAAUAAUAUUAAAUAUCAUUCAUCAAAUGUUUAUAAUAUCGAUGAUCUACCUAAUUUGAAAUAUUUUUCUUUAAUAACAUAUUAUUGCUUAAGUGAUAUAUAUGAUACUGAAAUUUUACCUCUUUUUCGUCGUAUGUCAAAUCUUGAAGAAUUAACGUUGUAUAUAACUAUUAAAAAUCGGACGAGAAUAAUCGAUGGUAAUCAUAUUUCUAAUGAAAUUCUUAUACAUAUGCCACGACUUCAUACAUUUAACUUUUGUUUUACUAUCAAUAUUCAUACGGAUCAUUCAGUUUAUUAUGUAUCAAAAGAUGAUAUUCAACGUUUUUUUAUUAACUUAAAACAUCAACAAGUAAAUUGUAUUGUAAAUUACCAAUUUGGUAUUGCCACAUGUCAUGUCUUUUCAUUACCAUUUGUGUUUGAUUACCUUCAAUAUAUUGGUAAUACAUUUCCAACAUUUAUGGGUUAUUAA
Rotaria sordida is the source of this 4344-nucleotide messenger RNA. NCBI's taxonomy places the organism in Eukaryota, Metazoa, Rotifera, Eurotatoria, Philodinida, Philodinidae. The record is from the annotation of a GenBank genome assembly.